This is a messenger RNA of Polistes canadensis, 465 nucleotides long. RefSeq lists its product as uncharacterized. The record is from RefSeq and is a predicted model, not a curated record. The transcript has a single exon. The coding region runs from base 1 to 465 and encodes 154 amino acids. Lineage: Eukaryota; Metazoa; Arthropoda; Insecta; Hymenoptera; Vespidae.
AUGCAGGCAUAUCUAGGCGGAGUAACGCUGUUAAGCUUGCGGAUAGAAGAACUCUCCCAGCAAGCACCGCCUGUCACAUCUCAAAGAGCAUCUCGUUUUAGGACAGUACUUCCCAAUAUCUCAUUACCGAAGUUCUCCGGUGCCUUCUCAGAGUGGAGACCCUUUGAGGAACUAUUUUCCUCAAUGAUAAAAGACAACUCAGACCUCUCACAAGUGGAAAAGUUACACUAUCUCAGAACCAUCCUGGAGGGAGAAGCGGCUAAAGUCAUCUCAGAUCUGAAAUUAUCCGCUGAUUCUUUUACGAUUGCAUGGAAUAGAUUGUCAGACAGAUUUGACAACAAACGCCUAUUAAUCCUGGCUCAUCUUGAUAGGCUGAUGGCCCUUCCUCGCAACAAGGAAAGGUCAUCUGGAUCCCUCAACAAAUUAAUCAAUAUAGUAACGUCAUCUCUCAGUUCUCUAGAGUAA